Callorhinus ursinus (northern fur seal) is the source of this 3542-nucleotide messenger RNA. It is a transcript of the gene RPGR, whose product is annotated as retinitis pigmentosa GTPase regulator. Lineage: Eukaryota; Metazoa; Chordata; Mammalia; Carnivora; Otariidae. The record is from RefSeq and is a predicted model, not a curated record.
ACGUUCCGCCUCCGUUGCCCCUAGCGGCUGUUUGUUGACUUCCGGGGACGCGGUAGUAGCCGAUGUCCGGGGUGUCGCUAUGGGGGCCUGGGGGGCUUCCGCGGCCCGCGUCGGGACUAAGCCGCUGCCAUAGGCCCCACCGAAUCGCCCCUGCCACCUUUCCAGUUCAGGUGCAGGCUCCCCGCACCGCCCUCGGCAUGGAGGAACCCGAGGAGGUGGUGCCCGGUUCGGGUGCUGUGUUUACAUUUGGAAAAACUAAAUUUGCUGAAAAUAUUCCCAGCAAAUUUUGGUUUAAAAAUGAUAUACCUACAUUUCUUUCAUGUGGAGAUGAACAUACUGCUAUUGUUACAGGAAAUAAUAAACUUUACAUGUUUGGCAGUAACAACUGGGGCCAGUUAGGAUUAGGAUCAAAGUCAACUGUCAACAAGCCAACGUGUGUCAAAGCUUUAAAACCUGAAAAAGUGAAAUUUGCUGCCUGUGGACGGAACCACACCCUAGUUUCAACAGAAGGAGGCAAAGUAUACGCAGCUGGAGGAAAUAAUGAAGGACAGCUGGGACUUGGUGACACUGACGAGAGAAACUCUUUUCAUCUAAUUAGCUUUUUUACUUCCCAGCGUAAGAUUAAGCAGCUCUCUGCUGGAUCCAAUACUUCAGCUGCACUAACUGAGGAUGGAGAGCUUUUUAUGUGGGGUGACAAUUCUGAAGGGCAGAUUGGUUUAAAAAAUAUGACUAAUGUGUGUGUCCCUCAACAAGUGACUGUCGGAAAACCUAUCUCUUGGAUCUCUUGUGGAUAUUACCAUUCAGCUUUUGUAACAACGGAGGGAGAACUGUACACAUUUGGAGAACCGGAGUGUGGGAAGCUAGGUCUUCCCAAUCAGCUGCUGGUCAAUCACAGAAUGCCCCAGCCGGUGCCUGGAAUUCCCGAGAAGGUGGUCCAAGUAGCUUGUGGUGGAGAGCACACCGUGGUUCUCACAGAGAAAGCCGUGUAUACCUUUGGGCUGGGACAGUUUGGUCAGCUGGGUCUUGGUACCUUUCAUUUUGAAACUUCGGUACCCAAAGUCGUUGAGCAUAUUAAGGAUCAGAAAAUAAGUUCUAUUUCCUGUGGAGAAAAUCACACAGCUCUGAUAACAGAUGUAGGUCUCAUGUAUACGUUUGGAGACGGCCGGCAUGGGAAAUUAGGACUUGGACUGGAGAAUUUUACCAAUCAGUUCAUUCCCACUUUGUGCUCUGAUUUUUUGAGGUUUAUAGUUCAACUGGUGGCUUGUGGUGGGUGCCACAUGCUUGUUUUUGCCACUCCACGACUCGGUGGGACAGAAGAAAUGGAGUUAGAAGAGAUAAACGAUUCUUACCUCCCUGCAGCACCUCCUCUGCCCCUCAGCGAUCUGAGCUCAGGGAAUGUACUGAACAGAACUCCGUCAGCACGUGUGCGGCGAAGAGAGAGGGAGAAAUCACCCGAUUCUUUUCAAAUGACACGAACUCUACCUGCAGUUGAAGGAACUUCUGUGCCACCAGUUUGCUUUUCCCCCAGGCCAGUUCCUGUCUAUAUGUCUGCAAGUAAAUGGCCAGGGAAAAUGAUACUUGAAAAGGAGGACCCCAUGCUGCCAGUGGAACCAGAUUCUUUUCAGGAUAAAAUGGCCAAAGGGAAAGAGACAGACAGUUCUUCAGCAGCAGAUUCAGGAAGCCUUGGAGAAACUACUGAUGUCUUAAAUAUGACACAUAUGAUGAGCCUGAAUUCCAAAGAGAAGUCAUUAAAAUUAUCACCAAUUCAAAAACAAAAGAAACAAGAAACAAUUGAGAAACCGAAGCAGCGUACAGCUCACUCUGGAAAUGAUGAUAGUGGAGGAUUUGCAAGUGACGAGAUGUCUAAAACAGUGAAAGAGGGGAAAGCCUAUAAACAACUUUUGGCCAAAGGAAUGUACAUGAUGCCAGCAGCUGUGACUAUGGAAGCAUUUUCAGAUGAGGACGUAGGUAAUGACCCAGGCCAGCCUGGGCCUUGGGCUGACACCCGUGCAGGGCGUGUGCCAAGAGAGCUAUUUAGACGUGAAAGUAAGCGCUGUAUUUAUCCGCCUGACGGUAAGGCCAUAGCAAAGGCAAGUGAUGGAGGCCAGAGGCAGAAGGAUCCAGACGCAAAAGAAACGGUGUGUGAGAAGGAAACUGAGCUGGUGGAAAUGGCAGAUCUGGAGGCUAGGAGACGAAGCGAAGAGAAUUUAAGAAAUCUUAAUAUGUUCUUUGAUGACUUACCAAAUAGAGAUGUGAUUUUUGACAGCGAAAGAGAAUCUAUAGAGGAGCCAGACAGUUACCUGGAAGGUGAAAGCGCAAGUCAGCAAGGUACCGCUGACAGCUUCGAGCAGGCCGAGUCAGUAGAAGUCAGUAGUGGAGAGGAGGGUGACGAAGUGGAAGCUGACCCAAACCUGUGGUAUAGCAGGACGUUUUUCGAGCGAGGACAUGAGGAAGAGGCUGAAUACAGAAUAUCCAAAUUCAUGGCAAAGUAUGAUUUUAAGUGUGACCGCUUGUCAGAGAUCCCCGAAGAGCAGGAAGGAGCGGAGGAGUCAGAAGGAAGUGGAAUAGAGCAGCGAGAGGUAAAGGCAAGUGAGGCCAAUGUGAAGUUGCCUGCAAGAAAACGGGAGGAGGAAAUAGAGAUCCUGUCAGACGUCCUGACAGACGUCCUGACGGACAGAGCAGAGGAUCAUGAAUUUUCAGAUGAAGAACUAGAGGACAUGGAUGAGGAAAUUGAUGAAUAUCCGGAAGGCAAGAAGAACAUGCCAGCAGAUGAAGCCAGCGACAAUUCAGCUGAAAAGGACGAGAAAACCAACCAAGAGGAACGGGCUAUUUGUGAAUACAAUGAAAAUCCAAAAGGAAACAUGCAUGACCAUGCGAAGAGCAGUUCUUCAGAAGUCCUGGAAGAUAGUGAAUCAACACCAAGUAAAGACGUCAAAAAAUCAAAGAAGAUUUUCCUCUUUAAAAGGAUGUCAUUGACGAGUCAGAAAAGUAUGCAGAGUAAUAAUGAGCCACUCCCAGAGAUAAAACCAAUAGGAGACCAAAUAGCUUUUAAAAGCAGUAAGAAAGAUGCCAACCAGAACCACAUGGGGCAAAGUCGUCAGGAUACUUCACCCCCAAAUAUGGAGAGAAGGUCAAAAUCUUGUACACUGCUAUAAAUAUACAUUUAUGUUUCCGUGGUCACCAAGCACAUUGUAAUUUAUACUUGAAAAACAGUUUGACUUCUGAAGGAAAGUUUCUGAUAACAAACUUUUAAAGAUACAAGUUUAAUAAUAUGUUUUAUUUGGUUUGAAUAUUACGACCAGUUUGGUAUUUAUUUAUGCUAAUAUUUUUGACAAGCAAUUUUAAAAAUACGUGUAUCUCAAACUCUCCUUCAAGUGUUGUGGCCUUAACUGUUCAGUGUUUCAAUAAAAUAUAUAUUUUUAUAUGUGAAGUUUAAAUUAAAAUAUUUCAUAGUUUUUACUAAACAAAUUCUUUAUAAUUUCAUAAGGCAACAUUUGCAAUCUCAUGACACUGUAACAGUUUUUAAUGUAUUUGCCAUUUUA